This is a messenger RNA of Gaeumannomyces tritici R3-111a-1, 1168 nucleotides long. Its product is annotated as cysteine dioxygenase. Gene Ontology annotation, molecular function: ferrous iron binding; cysteine dioxygenase activity. The record is from RefSeq and is a predicted model, not a curated record. Bases 161 to 823 code for a protein of 220 amino acids. Gene Ontology annotation, biological process: L-cysteine catabolic process. NCBI's taxonomy places the organism in Eukaryota, Fungi, Ascomycota, Sordariomycetes, Magnaporthales, Magnaporthaceae. The transcript is spliced from 3 exons.
GACCGCAACUUCAGCAAGAAAAGCCGAAGCGUUCGCACCCAUCUUUGACCCUCAGGAUCAACCAAGCAUAGCGAAAGAGCAUAGCCAAAGCCCAACCAACCUUCCAUCAACCUUCCACCAACAUACCCAUCCACCAGCAAGAUCAGAACCUCGCUCCGAGAUGGCCGUCGGUAUCGUUAAGAAAGUGUCGUCGGUGCUGCCGACGGGUUGUCGAUCCGAGGCGCCCGUAGGCUUCGCCGAGCUUGUCAUGGAGCUGAAGCAUGCACUCGGUCCAUCCUCCGGGCUGACCUCGGACGACGUCGACGUCAACCACCUCACAUGGAUCAUGGACGGAUACGACGCCAGAGAGCAGGGCUGGCUGCCGUUCGCCAUGCGGGACGCAAGCAGAGGCUACACUCGUAACCUGGUAGACGAGGGCAACGGCAAGAGCAACUUGCUUGUCCUCGUCUGGUCGCCUGGCAAAGGCAGCCCGAUCCACGACCACGGCAACGCGCACUGCCUGAUGAAGAUCCUCCGAGGGGAGCUGACCGAAACGCGGUAUGCCCAUCCCAGGGAAGGGAUCGAGGAGCCAAUGACGAUCAUAUCCGAGAGAACACACAAGGAGAAUGCCGUGGCGUACAUGGCCGACGAGCUCGGCCUCCACAGGGUGUGGAAUAAGGGAAGCGACUUCGCUGUGUCGUUGCAUCUGUACACGCCCCCAAACGUGGCCAAGAAUGGCUGCUCCGUCUUCAAUGCCAACACGGGGAAGAAGAGCCAUGUAAAAAAAUGUGGCAACUUCUCUGAGUAUGGUCGUCGGCUCGAAGAGGCUUCGGGAUUGUGUUAGUACUGCAAGGAAGAUGAAGGUGUAAUCCAGGUGUAAUCCAGAUGUGAACGGCGGCUCCGGGGUAUUGGAUAGGGUGGUGGCUUGCUUGUUUAUUGUCGCAUUGUGCUCCCGUCUGGCGUGUUGAUAUGGCAGCGGUUCCGGUAUAAGCGACGAGCGGGAAGGGAAAGCCCAGGCUUCAGUAUGUGAUGGCUUUGCACAGUGAGUGCUAGCAGAGAUAGGAUGGCAGAAAUGAUAGCAGAAACUGUUCCAACAUCAUGAAUACCGUUACCACAGCCAUAAAACAUGAAGUGAGGUUGGAUUGCCUGUCGUUGGGCGUGGUAGAGGAAUAUUAAAACAGAACGCUGA